This is a messenger RNA of Fusarium coffeatum, 717 nucleotides long. RefSeq lists its product as uncharacterized. Lineage: Eukaryota; Fungi; Ascomycota; Sordariomycetes; Hypocreales; Nectriaceae. The coding region runs from base 1 to 717 and encodes 238 amino acids. The transcript has a single exon. The record is from RefSeq and is a predicted model, not a curated record.
AUGGCUCCUCCAGAAACAUCAGCAACUUCAUCAAACAAGGCAAAACAGUCUUCAUCUAAAACAUCCAAACCAUCACAAUCAAAGAAGAAAUCAGAAACUGCAUCACCUUCAACACCACGACAACCAGAUGAGAUCGAGGAAGCCGACACAACAGUACCAGUAAAGACAUUCACACCAAAACAAAAACAGAAGCGAGUCGAAUCAUCAGAAGAUAACGAUACCGACGAUGCCGAGAGCGUAUAUCUAUCAUCAGACGAAGAAUCCUCAUCAGAAGAAGACUCCUCAGAUUAUGACUCGGACGACAGCGUCGAAGAGUUACCGCCUCGGCACUUGACAAGGAGAGCAACAGAUCGAAGUGUCAAGAACACUCCAGGGUCGCCAUUCACAAUCACACAAACCAGAAGCGAAACUACUCGCUGGAUAACAACUCAAAACAACGGAGGCAUAACGCGCGGUACAAGAAGUUACAGCGAGCAAACGACAAUGCAGGGUCAAAACAUGAACGGACCACAGCGGAGACCGAUGAAUAGAAACAGCGUCAGCUUUAACAUGAGUAUCAAUGUCGAUAUGUCCUUCAACGGCCUUGUCACGGGUCGAAAUCUAGGUUUCUCAGGGGUAUAUAUUCCCAUAAACUAUGUCCUUGUAAACACUUUAGCUGACAAGAUCCAGGGUUCACUAUCAUAUGGAUGGAAUCGACGCAGUGCACAGGGGGAUUGA